CUUUACCGCUCUAAAACCUCCCCUCCCCACUCCCUUUUUAAGCCGCCACCACCUCGCGUAUAUAUCACUUCCGUCGCCUCCGCAUUCUGAAACACUUACCAGUUCGCCGGCGAUCGUUGUCACGUCGACGGAGAUAAAACCUGCUGAAGUCAUUUGAGAAAUGCAGAUGGAUGAGAGCAACGGCAAUGGUGCCCCACAACCUCCGAGAAAGAUGAAGUUCAAGCCAAAAGCGCCUCCUAAAAGAGAGCAAAAGCUACUUUUACCCAAACCUGAAAAGUUUGAAGAUGAUGAAGCUGAUGAUGAUAAGGCAAAAGAACUGAUGAAGAUGUUCAAGGAAACUUCUAACAGACCAAAAUUCAAAACUGAAACCAAGCCCUCAGCACGAGUUUCAUCAUUUAACUUUGGUACCAAAUCUGGAGGUGGAAAUGCUGCAACCUCAAGCAUUGGAGCAAAGGAAUACAAGGAACCAUGGGAUUACUACAAGUACUAUCCUGUUACUCUACCUGUAAGGAUUCCAUACUCAGGAAAUCCAGAGCUUCUGGAUGAACAAGAAUUUAACGAGGAGUCAGAAACCAAUGCAUACAAUGAAUCCUCUGUAAAUCCCGCUGAAGAACUUGGUUUACUGGAGGAAGACUUGGAAAAGAAAUUAAUUUUCUUUCAACUACCAGCAACAAUGCCUAUUCCAAAUCAAUCUGUGAAAACAGAGGGAAAGCCAUUGAAAAAUGCUUCAAAAGCUUGCAGUUUGAAUGAACUUCCCGCAGGCUCUAUGGGCAAAAUGUUGGUGUAUAAAAGUGGUGUUGUGAAACUCAAAUUAGGAGAUCAUCUCUUCAAUGUUUCUGGAGGUUUGGAUUGUUCAUUUGCACAGGAUUUGGUUGUGAUGAACAGUGAAGAGAAAUAUUGUUGCAAUGUUGGAGAACUUAAUAAGCGUGUCAUUAUCACCCCAGAUAUUGAAUCUGUCCUUGACAACAUGGAUAUAUCAUAAAUUUAUUAUUUUUUUUUUUUUUUUUUUACAAAUGG
Messenger RNA from Lactuca saligna, 1017 nucleotides. NCBI's taxonomy places the organism in Eukaryota, Viridiplantae, Streptophyta, Magnoliopsida, Asterales, Asteraceae. The record is from the annotation of a GenBank genome assembly.